Molecule: messenger RNA, 339 nt
Organism: Odobenus rosmarus divergens (Pacific walrus)
Lineage: Eukaryota; Metazoa; Chordata; Mammalia; Carnivora; Odobenidae
Product: peptidyl-prolyl cis-trans isomerase E-like
Exons: 4
Coding region: 1-339 (112 amino acids)
Source: RefSeq, a predicted model, not a curated record
AUGCACGUGGUCUUUGCAGGUGGGCUGGCAGAGGAGGUGGACAACAAAGUUCUUCAUGCUGCUUUUAUUCCUUUUGGAGACACCACAGAUUUAGAGGACCCUUGUGAUUACACUGGGUCGUGGGCAGAUGAUGACUGGCUGAAGAAGUUUUCUGGGAAGACUCUCGAAGAGAAUAAAGAGGAAGGAGGGUCGGAGCCUCCCAGAGCGGAAACCCGGGAGGGAGAGCCCACGGCAAAAAAGGCCCGGUCGAAUCCUCAGGUGUACAUGGACAUCAAGAUCGGGAACAAGCCAGCCGGCCGCAUCCAGAUGUUGCUGCGUUCCAACGUGGGAACACCAUGA